This is a messenger RNA of Tetrahymena thermophila SB210, 2358 nucleotides long. RefSeq names its product plant dual-specificity MAP kinase kinase family domain protein. NCBI's taxonomy places the organism in Eukaryota, Ciliophora, Oligohymenophorea, Hymenostomatida, Tetrahymenidae. The transcript is spliced from 3 exons. Gene Ontology annotation, molecular function: protein kinase activity; ATP binding. The record is from RefSeq and is a predicted model, not a curated record. Gene Ontology annotation, biological process: protein phosphorylation.
UCAAUAAUUUUUUUGGAUAGUAUAAUUAAUAAGUAAAAUAAAUACAUAAUUUUUUUAGCGAUUUGUGAAUUCUUUCAAAUGGAUUUACCAAACAUCAAUGCAAACAGUGUUUAAGAUAUUGGAUCUCCUUCAAAAAAGAGAGAAAUAUCUAUAGAUGAAACCGGAUAGAUUGGUUUAAAGAAUAAAUAAAUAGUUUACAAUUCGAGUAACAAUAGCAUGAAUAAGCGUAAAAGUCCUGAUUAAGUUAAAACACCUCCUCCCCAUUAAAAUCAUAGAUCAAUUAGCCUGCAACCUAAUAAUUAAUCUGUUUUAUAAUCCUCUCCAUAGUAGUAAUAACAAAAUUAAAUGGAAAAGAAAAGUAAUCCUCUAAGGAGCUCUUCGAUUUUAGAUGAUUAAUUUUUAUAGCAUGCAUCAAAUGCCUCAGCUGAAGCUGUUUAAUAAGUGGUAUCAAAUUACAGAAAUAAUCUUAUAAAUUAAUAAUCGCAAUCUCUGUAGCAGCCACUUGUAAAGUAACAUCCAAAAAAUAAUUCUAAUAACACAAGUAGUUUACAGUAAAGUCCUUAGCAUCACUAAGGUAAUACUUAUUUCCAUGACGAAGAACUCUAAGAUUUUGAAAUUCUAAGCAAAUUAGGCGAAGGUUCUUUUAGUACUGUGUAUAGAGUUAGACGUGGAAAGGAUGGAAAAGAAUAUGCUUUGAAAAGAAUAAAGAUGAUGAAAUUAAAUGAAAAAGAAAGGGAAAACGCAGUAAAUGAAGUGAGAUUUUUGGCUUCAAUUAACUGCAGGAAUAUAAUCAGCUACAAAUAAGCUAUUUAUGAUGAAGGAGUCAAUCAAUUAUGUGUUAUAAUGGAAUAUGCGGAGGGAGGCGAUUUAGCUAGAAUUAUUCGUCAUGCUUCAAAAGCAGGUAAAUAUAUUGAGGAAGAUAUGAUUUGGUCAUAUGCUAUUUAAAUGACCAUAGGCAUUAAAGCGUUACAUGAUUUAAAUAUAUUGCAUAGAGAUUUAAAGGCAGCUAAUGUUUUCUUAGAUAAGUAUUAAACAAGGGCUAUGUUGGGAGACUUGAAUGUAUCAAAAAAACUACAAGUGAACGGUUUACUUUAUACUCAAACUGGUACUCCUUACUAUGCCUCUCCAGAAGUUUGGAAAGAUAAACCUUACAAUAAUAAAAGUGAUAUUUGGAGUUUGGGCUGUGUUAUAUAUGAAAUGUGUGCUCUGAAACCACCAUUUAAGGGAAAAGAUAUGGAAGACUUAUUUAAAAAGGUAUAAAGAGGUGUCUACGAUCCUAUUCCUUCUCACUUUAGCAAAGAGCUAAACCUCUUCAUUGCUUAAUUAUUAAGGGUAAACCCUGAAUAGCGUCCUAAUUGUGAUGAAAUUCUCAAAUUUUCUGUGAUUAAAAAAAGAAUGGCUGAUAUGCAGCAUUUCUUUUCAGAUUCUCUUACUCCUUUCUAACAAAAAAUGUAAUCUGAAUUAAUAAGCACAAUUCGUAUUGGGAAGUCUUUACGUGGGUUAAAAGAUAAAUUGCCUCAGGCAAGAUACGAAACAACGGAAUCUACUUAAGCUACAACAAAUUAAAUAACUUCUUAGUCAGAAAUUUUACAACCUAAUUAAUACCACCGUCAAAGAAAAAAUAAAUACAUUUCUCAUAUAUCGUCAAGUAAUAUAAGUGAUAUGAUGAAUUAACAAAUAAGCAUACCAUCUUAACUAUUAAAUCCGUCUGUAGAAAUAUAAAGUAAAGGCUUGAAUGAUAAUCACAAAGGAAGUUCAAGUUUGAACUAGAAUUCCAUUUCUUUAAGAUAAUCUUAAUAACAAUAAGUUAUCCCUUCUAUAUAAUCAUCACCUCCAUCAUAAAAAUCUGAACAUAUUAAAUAAAUUAUUGCAUAAAAAUAAUAAAAUAAAUCUUCAUUAUAUUAAAAAUAAUAUUAAUACCCACGGUUGCCACUUUAGCAUUAAUAAUUUGAUAGUGCCUCUCCAAUAUAAGCUAAAAGCAGAUGUAGUUCUGUAGAAAGUAAGCAAUCAAUACAUAAAAAUUAGCUAAGUCUUCAUAAGUAAUACUACCAAAAUAAUGAUAUAAAUAAAUCUAUUAAUUUGAAUAAUUCAUAAAACUCUAUUGUCACAAAUAAAAAACCGAUACGAAACAAAGAAAGUAAUACACCAUAAAUGUACUAAUUAUAAAAAGCAGAAGAACCAAUAUCAGUCAAUUAAAGUGUCCAGUAGCUUUCAAAAGAAAUAAAAUAAUUAAAUUCUAAUUUAUAUAAUGAUGAGAUGAAUAGUCGCUAGAAAAAAAUGUAUCAACUUUAAGCUUUAUAAAAAAUCUUAGAUUAAAAAUGUUAACUACCUCAAAUACUGAAGACAUCCAUAUACUGA